Molecule: messenger RNA, 1129 nt
Organism: Phymastichus coffea
Lineage: Eukaryota; Metazoa; Arthropoda; Insecta; Hymenoptera; Eulophidae
Exons: 2
Coding region: 83-610 (175 amino acids)
Source: RefSeq, a predicted model, not a curated record
CAGUCGUUCGAGAAAGAUCACAGAGUGCUAUACAGCAGCCAAACACCAAGAAGGUAUUUAAGGUCACUACGAGAAGAUCGCCAUGUCGUCGAUGAACUACGCACUGCCUUCCUGUUCGGGGCCUCCUGUUCCCCACAUUUGUUGUCCAAUUUCGAUGCAAGGUUUGAGCCCCACAGGUAGCGAAACGAAAUUCAAGAUAUCGCCAGGGGUCACCUACCAUGAUGUACCCCCAGAAAAAUUGGAGCAGGCCUUAGAAGCAAAUUUCGAAGAUGAACUUCCGUUUCUGUGUACCUACACUACGUUUCAGCAGGAACUUUACAAUUUGGAACGAGCAACGCGGACGACACAACCCAAAGAGCCAGACCAAGAGUUUCCAGAUGGACCAUGCUUGUUGGGUACCAAAGAGUUUUACCUUCCGAAACCUCCGAAAAAGAAGCCGGAAUUAACCGAUGAGAUCGUUUCCAGAACCAUCUUCGACGAGAUCCCGUUCUUAGGCCAGGAAUUUGUAACACCACAAGUUCCUAAACGAAAGCGAAAUACAAAACCACGCAAAACCCGGAAAUCUAAUCAAGUACAUUGUAACGUACAAAACUGUUUCUACUCAUCUUGAAAAUGUCGUUUCCGAUUUCGUCGUUUGUUUCCGAGGUGCGGCGGAAACAAUGUUUAUAAAAUUAAGAAAACUAUCGUUGAUAUUACGACCAUAGCUUUACGCGAUACUAUCCUUACUUGUAUACAUAUUAAAUACGUUUAGUGUAAUUUGUGAAUUCAAGAUAUCUAAACAUAUCUUUUUUAUUAUAAUACACUUAAUGUAAGUAGAUAUAGCAUAAUAGGAUAGUUGUUUGAUUAAGGGACUUUCUCCAGGUGAGCCAUCGGACAUCAGAUGUGAAAUGAAUACUCAGGUAAAUUAACUAAUAGAUUGUUUGUCCUUGUCUUACCAAAGAUUUGUGCGUGGUUUGAAAAGACCAUUUGCAGCAUUUAUUUUAAUUUUACGAACUAAUGUCAAGUAGUUAACUUCCUAUGUCCGAUAUCUUAUGUAUCAGGUAUAAUUUAGAAUCAAUCAUCUUAAGUCAGUAUAAAGAUGUAAGUUUACUGAUAAGAUCUUUUGGUAAUAAAAAUAUAUUAUAAUUGA